Messenger RNA from Podarcis lilfordi (Lilford's wall lizard), 10246 nucleotides. NCBI's taxonomy places the organism in Eukaryota, Metazoa, Chordata, Lepidosauria, Squamata, Lacertidae. The record is from the annotation of a GenBank genome assembly.
UUCAAAGCGGGGGCGGGGCGCACGAGGCUCCCUUCCGCCGGGCUGCUUCUCCCCGCUCGGCCCGCCGCCCGCUCUUCCCCGGCUGCCUCGCCCGCCCCCCUCGCCUGGGUCUCUCUCUCUCUCUCGCCCGGCUUCCCCGCUCGGCCCCAUGGCGCGGCGAGGCGUCUCCGCCGAAGAAGCCCGAGGAGGGCGGCCGAGGAGGAGCGCGGCGUAAGUAGCGCCCGGGCCCCUUUCUUCCGCGAGAGAGGCCGGCCCCUUCGGUAGAAUAGAAAUAGCGGGGGGGAAACGCCUCGACGGGGCGCAGGAGAAAUGCUAAACUCAUCGAGAAAAGUCGCUAGAAGCAAGUAGUCAACAGCAUUGAAAGGGUUAAGCACAUUGAUAGCACAGAUUAACUUUAAAAAGAUUACAUUUAUUAUGUUAUUUGGAUGUUCUUUUGGAGAUAGUGCCCAAAUUCCAUUGCCUGCGUUAGCCUGGGGUGUCUUAUUUUAUGUUGCAACAACCCAAUAAAAAGUAGAAAAAGAAACUGAAACAUAAUGACAUUUAUGUGUUUUAACCCCUUUUUGACGCCUUUAAAUCUUUUAAGUAAAUAGUGUUCAGUGGCAUGAAGACAUAUAUAGAAGCUCUUCUGAAGGGAACUGGAAUUGUGAAUAAAACAUGUUUGCCAACCCUGGAAACAACCCCAGAGUAAUUUCACUCUCAUUCUUGCCUUUCCGUGUUGAAGAUGAACACCUGGAACCCGAGAAGAGCUGCUACUCCAGGCCAAAGGGCCCACCUGGUUUAGCACCCCUCUUCUCCCAGUGGCCCCCCAGAUGCCCCUGGGCAGAACCCAAGAGCCCUCUCCCCGUUGGUGAUUCCCAGCAACUGGUGUUCGGAAGCAUCGCUGCUCCAACAAUGGAGGCAGAGCAUCAUCGUUGUGGCUCAUAGCCGCUGAUAGCCCUCUCUUGCUCCAUGAAUUUGUCCAAUCCUCUUUUAAAGCCAUCUAGGCUGGUGGCCACCACGGCCUCCUGUGGCAGGGAGUUCCAGAGUUUAACUGUGCUGUGUGAAGACUCUUCCAAUAUUCAGCUUCCUUGGAGGGCCCAGAGUCCUAGGGAUGUGAGAGAGGGAGAAGAACCUUCCUCUGCCCCCUUUCUCCAGGCCAUGCAUGAGGCUGUAUACUUCAGUUUCCACACUUGGUGUUUCCUUCAUCUGGCUGUAAAUUCAAACAGCCUUUUGACUUCCAACACAGCCAGGCAGCGGCAUUGAGUUCUGAGGCCGCACCGAACAUGCAGGCUCUGAGAGACUUGCUCCCAGUGCUGAGGAGAGCCAUCCACCAGAGCACUUCAGAGUGAACCAAUUGAAAAGCAGCCAGUCUCCCAUCCUAAAUUGUAAAUGUCAGAACAUUGUGUGCUCCCUGCCAUAUGCCACUGCAGUGAAGACUUUUGAUCAAAGCUUCUUUCUGUGCAUUUAGAAUAUGGCUGUGCAAUGGCUAGCCACUUUCCUUUUAUUGUUGUCUGCUUUUCAGCUCCACGAGCUCAGGCAGCGAUGACGAGUUUGAAAACUGUAAGUAAAAGCUAAUUUCCUCAGUGGGUCUAAAGAUAAGUUAUAGCACAAAAAAACUACUUGUGUAGAAAGGAGAAGAAGAAGAAGAGUUUGGAUUUGAUAUCCCGCUUUAUCACUACCCGAAGGAGUCUCAAAGCGGCUAACAAUCUCCUUUCCCAUCCUCCCCCACAACAAACACUCUGUGAGGUGAGUGGGGCUGAGAGACUUCAGAGAAGUGAAGCCUGGAGAAGGAGUUACCCUCUUUCUCCAGGUUGCACCAACCCAGAAACCUUUUCCUAUGUACUGAUAGGUUCCCUUUCCAUUACGCUUUUGCUCUCAACUAAAAUUGGUUCUUCUGUUGCCUUUGGGGUUAACCUGGUCCCCAGCUUUAUUGGGGUGCAGGGAGGCUUGUGUUUUCUUCAGACUGCUGCACUGUCAGCAUCUCUUCUCACCCAUUUCUUCCCUGACAGUCGGUCCUGUUUCUGCCAUGGACCAGAGUCUCUUGGCCAAAGGUUUCUUCUGUUCCGCAGCUUCUGGGGUGAAGCCCUUUGCCAGGCAGGCAGAUUCCCUUUCCCUUGAGCUCCGUAACAGAUGCCACCUAACAUUGAAACGCAGCACAACCUCUGAGUAGGACUUGGUGGGAUGCCACCCCAGCACCUCAGGAGGGCAGGCUCUGUGUGUAGCAUCAGGACUGGGGGUGGGGCGGCUCAGCAGCAACCUGCCACCUGCUUCUGACUAAUUUCGGGUCAAUGGAUGGGAGGAGGAGGAGCCCGUCUGUAAAGGCGAGUGAGCCUGACAGUUUAACCUGUGACUCGUCUCUGGUGGGUCCUCCUGGGUACCCCAGAGCCCUGCUUAAAAACACCGUAUAUAAACAGCCAGAAGAAUCCCCAAAUCAGGUUUCUUCAGUGGAACGUUCAGCGUCUCCUUUGAGGUCAUUCUGCUGGGAGCAGCUUCAUGCUGGCAUCUGAGCCCCUUGAAUGUGGACCCAGUUUGUUCCUUCAUCCCUGGUUUCAUUUCAACGCUGGCUAGUUUUUGAAGCUGCCACCUUUGUGGGCUUUAGAAGAACAGAUUUCAGGAAACAAAAAAGUGACGUUUCUCCCCCUUUCAUGGUUUUGACUUAGUUUUAUCUAGAAUGAAGACCCCCAGACCUGCAACAUGCUGCGUUCCGAGGACACAGAGCAGGUGGGUUCUGCCAAAGGGGGGAGGGUGGGCUGGGUUUUUUCAAACAGUGAAUUGGAAAUCGUUUCAGCUGCCUGAAAGUGAGUAGAGCUCUGACUUGGCAUGUUUAUUUGAAUUACACAAGCCCACAACUUACACACCUUUAACUUGUGUGUGUUCAGAUUCAUGCCCUUGGCAUAAAUAAAUAAAUAAAUAAGAUAGGUAGAUAGAUAAAUAGAGAGGAGGUGGGCAUCCGGGAAAAAAGACUUUGGCAACCCCACCCACCACUCAGCCCAGUAUGUGUUUGGACUAUACAAGAUUUUGUCUUCAGGCAUGAUCCUGGAAUGCAACCCUUGUGUAAGUUGUGGGCUUACUGUAUAUUUCACAAGCAAGACCAAAGACUUAUUCUGCAUCCUUCUUUGCCUUCUGACGCUGCUGCCUUUGUCUCUUGUGUCCCAGAUUGGACGAUUCCAAGGAUGAUUUCUUCAGGUACCUCACAAGCAAAUAUGGAUCUGGCAAAAAAGGCAAGUGAUAAUGGAAAGAUCCUGCUGCCAGUUGGAGGAGGCUGGGUGAGCUGUCCUGGUCCAAGGCAUGUCAUCCAUGCGUUUGUCCAGAGGGCAGAGUAGCAUCCGGGUGUGUGUGGGGGGGUUUCCCACUUCAAAAUGGCCUGUUUUCUCCCCCCCCCCCUUCCAGGCUGUGUUUUGCCAUCUCAGCUGGGCUGAUGCGGCCCACGCAAUAAGCCUUCUCCCUCCCUGGGGACCCUGGGGAGCUCUGAACCUGGGGAGCAGUUGGUGGCCUCCUUUCACCCCACAGGAGUGCAGGAAUUUGGGCCCCAUGUUGGGGCGAUACGAGAUGGUUGGGGGCACUCACCUUGCUGUGAUUUUAUUUGCAUGCCACCCUUCCACAGUUCAAACCUUGCUCAAGGCAGCUUACAACAUAAAAAAGUAUGUGACUCCAACACAACAAAAGUAGUCAUAAACGAUACGUAGAACCUUACAAAAUACAAAACCAAGAAGCGCCUGUGAAAUGUUUUUUGCUGACUUGCAGGGCCGCGGUCUGCUCAGGCGCAAGAGGUGCCUGGGACGCCUGGAAAUGGGGCUGUUCCCUCUGCCUCGUUUCUGCCUCCCCUUGUGUUCAGCGAGACCGACAGCGACGACGACGACGACUCCGUCUUUGCCAAAGGCACCCCAGGGAACCCCCAGCAGCCCAGACGAGCAUGCCAGGCCCCAAAGUGGACCUGGAGGAGCUUGCCAUGCCCUGUCGCUCGCAGGGGCAGCCCCAACUCUCCCUUGCGCGAGGGGGAAAGGCGUUGCUGCACGGAUCAGUCUGGAGGCACCGCCCAGAGCCAAGAGGCGAGAGCAAGCGCUGUGCUGGGAUCUGACACCUCUGACGAGGAGAUGGACAGCCUCCUGGUGCGCCUGAAGCAGAAGAUGGUCCUUUCUGCAAGGAAGGCACCAGCGGCAGACCCCACGGGCACCUCCGGUAAGAGGCAGCUCUGCUCCCCCCUCACCCUGGAAGAGUCCUGGGCCAGGAGGGGGGUUAGGAGGAGGGGGCUUCCAGGGUCCUCCCACCCUCAAACCCCAUGGCCACAAUUCAGAGAUCACUGUAGUUUUGGCCCUCAGUUUGGUUGGGGGAAAGAAAGUGAGGAAGUGUUUUGUGCAGACGUAAUGUUAUUUUUCAAAAGAGAUUUCCUGGACUGUUGAGGAAAGGCUGGGGCCCCUCAGUCUUUCUUGGGAAGGAGAGUGAAGGCAGGCCGGGUCCUCAGCACCCACUUAACACCUUUGGGGGGGUGCAGGGCAAAGGGGGAGAUUUCCUGAAACUGCAGCUGUAGGACCUUAUUUGCCUUGUGGAAAGUGGGAGCUUGAGGGGAAAGGGAGGCAGCAAAGAAGCUUCAUUUCUGUAUGAGGGAGAAGAGCGAGAGCCAGCUAGACUGGACUCCCCUCUCCCCCCCCCCAAGGUACCUGUGAGAAAUCAUCUCUGGCUGGAUCCCCUGCUGCUUGGGGCAGGUGUCCACAGGUGGCGGGUUGCACAUAUUUUUGCUUGCGAGGCUCUCCGUACUGGAGCCGUGAAUAAGUGUCCUCCAUGAGUACAUUCUCCCUGAGCUUGAAAACAAUCUGCAGGACUAUUCCCCUCACCCCCAGUCAUUUUCAAACUGUCGUAUAAUUAGAAAUAUCCUCAUUUUAAGUAAUGUUAGCACAGUCCUGGUCCUGAGGACUGUUGGCUUCAGAAGUGUGUGGAAACGGGGAACUGGCUGAUGUUCGUUGGACUGGUGACUUGGGUCAGAAGAAGUUGGGGUUUGCCAAGGGCCCUGAUAAAGCGCCAUAUGGUAUGGGGGAUGUGGGAAUGUUCAGAGAAACAGGAGAGGAUAUAUUGCUUAUAUCCUUCCCAGCUUGUGUUAACAAGUUCUAUAAUUUAGCAGAGUAACAUUCCCCUUUUAAACUUUCACAGCGGAUAGGUUUGCCAGGCUUGUAUAAGCCUCUAAAAUAAGUUUCCUGGUAAAUCCCCUUUUAUUCCCUCUUAAAAGAAUAGACACAACAUAGUCUUAUAUAAAAGUAAAAAAUAGUUUACUCACACACCCUGUUCACAAAUUGAUUCCAGAAGGCAGUCUUAGCUUACAAAAUAUAUAUAUGUGGAAUCUGUCCCAUAAGGAGAUAGUUCCUUUGUCCUCUCUUGGCUGGAAGCCAAGAGAGCAUCUCAGGAAGGAGAUGUUGCUUCCUCGAGGAAUGGAGUCAGAGAGAGAGAUGGCUGCCUCCCCUGUGCUGUUUUGUUACCUGCACAGGUGAGGUCAUGCCCACCUCUGGUCACAUGUAGAGGAAGUUUGUCCCAGCCCAGGAGGAAACAGGAAGUUCCGACUGGCUGGUCCAGAACCCCCUUUUUAUUUCCACUCUAGGAAUAUUAUAUUUGACUGCUCUGUGUUUUACACCCCACAGGGGACGUGGCUGGGCUGAGUGUCCAGGGGAGUUGUCUUCCUCCGCCUCCCGUAAGGGUCAAGUCCUCUGGGUCACCUGAAGGGUUCAGGGCAGGCAGAAGUGCUGCUGCUGCUUUACACAAGGUGUUCGCUGACCCUCUUGCGGGAUAUGGGGGUGGCCAUGGGCUAGCGCUAGAGGGGGCUAAGGCAAGCUUAGGGAGCCCAGUCAGGCCUGUCGAGGCAGAUCUUGCUCACGAGGGCUGAGCAGAACCUGCCAGAGGAGAAGCCAACCUGCCUGAUCGCGGAUGUCAGGAGUGAGCAGCAGAGAAGGGCUCGGAAGUGUUUUGGUUCUGCACGAGGGGCAGGCGCUUGAGACGGGGUAGCUGGGCCAGGUGGGCCUUUGCUUGGGCCCUGCAAGUGUUUUAAGCUGCCAGACACUUGAUUGGGGAGCAGAAAGGGCUUGUGAAGCUGUUUGGCCAUGUGCUUUGCCCUGCCUUCCACUUGGGGCCUUGUCUGCCUGUGCUAAACCUUUGGCUUGUGAUUGGUAGAGAGAAGAAACGUCCCGCCUCCCCUUGGAAGCGCCCGCCCGGCUGUGAAGAGCGAGAGUGCCCUUCCCACGCGGCCCAGAUUGCCUCUUCCGGCCACGCCGAUCUCUGUGCAAGCUCCGAAGAGCAAGGUGCUCGGUGACAUCACCCCGUCCCACCAGACACAGAUGAGGUGAGCUCAUCUUCUGCUCAUGCCUCUGUUCCCAGCUUUGGACUCUGGCAAAGCAGCCGGCCCUGGCCUGAAGUGGCGAGCCUGGAAGAACCAGCAAGCCCAGCACCUCCUCCCUGAGGUCAUGCCCUCUGCCUUCCAUUCCUCUUGGCAGCUUGCAGACUGGGAUGCACGUUCUGGAUCCGGCCGCCAGUGUCAGUGGCUUCCACACAGGAGCUGCAGAAAAAUGUGGUUGCUCAAGCUAGCCAUGGACUCAGAAAGGUUGGCAACCUCUGGACUAGUCCCUGGUGAGUCUCAUGGACGGAACCUGGGCUGCCCUUUCCUUCCCUCUCAUGGGUCUUUGCCUCCUCAGGAGUUCCUGCCAGGUGCAGGGCUGCUUCUUGCAAGAGCUGUCCGACCCAGAAUCCCAGCACUCUAAGAAUUUCCGGAGAAGGAAGGGGGAGCUGGCCCAGAGCCUCUAUGAUUUCUACAACCGUUCGGUGUUUGAGCAAAAGGUACAGUGUUGUGAAAGGCUGGCCAGCCGGCCGGGCUCCCCUUGUCUGUGGCCAGCCUGGCCCUCAGCUCAGAAGUCAGGAGUGCAGCUCCAGGACCGGGUAGGAGCUAAGCUGCUUCUCCCCCUUGUCCUUUCAGUUGCCAGAGAAUAUGGAGAUUGUCUGGAACAAAAAGAUGCGGAAAACCGCCGGGUGCUGCGUGAGUGGCCAGCUGAAGGGCCCUGAGGGGCAGCGCUAUGCCCGGAUAAUGCUGUCAGAGAAAGUCUGUGACUCUGCAGGCAAGUGGGGGGAAGGGGUCUUCCUGGGGUCCUGAGGCUCUGUUGAGUUGCUGCAAGGCCAAUUCUGCAUUUCGAUGGCAGCGCACAGAUUCAGAAAGGAGUUUUGAGGUUGAAGAAGUAGAGGGGAGACUGGUGGUAUUAUUUUUAUUUCCUUGCAUCCAAAUCCCACCUUUCUUCAACCCUGGAGCCCGGGGGGGGGGGUGUCUAUGUGGCUCCCAGGCUGUCACCCAUCCAGGCACUGAUCAGGCUCAGAUUUGCUUGAUUUCAGUAAGGGUGGGGCCUUAUCCCAGGCCACCAGGCCACAUCCUGCAACCCACCAUAGUAGAGAACGUGUCUUGAUUACUGGCUUGGGGCAUUAUCCCAAGCAUUCCUCUUUGUAAACUCUAGUUUAGCGUUAAUGCCAUGCUGUAAAUCAAGACACCAGGGGUCACAAUGUAUUAACAGACCUGGACCAAGCGUGGCUUGCUGGAAGCAGGCAAAUUUGCAAGGCAGAUGCAGCCUGUCUUCCCUUGCCCUGCUGGUUUUCUGGUCUCCUGGAUAGGCUUCUUCAAGGAAGGGCAGUGCAAGGGAAGAAGAGUCACUCAAGGUGUGGGAAGGUGGUGAGUGGGCUAGGCGAUAUAUUGAUAUAUCAUCCAAAACCGGUUUGAAGUCCAUUUUGUGAUAUUGGUUUCAUAAUUCUUGAUCUGACUAUAUAUCGCAAAUCAUGUCUCUGUGUGUUAUGCAAAAAUUCUGAUGCGGGGGAAACUGUGGAGCCAGCCCUGGUGGUGAGCCUGGUGCAUGUGCGCCUGCGCAUCAACUGGAAUCAGGUCUCCUUGCUCCAUGACUCUCCUGUCUUGCGCAGAUCGACUUCGGGACACUCUGAUCCACGAACUGUGCCACGCAGCUGCCUGGCUGAUCCACGGGGUCCGAGACGGCCAUGGCCGGUUUUGGCGCUUAUAUGCAAAGAAGUCGGCUGUGGUCCACCCAGAGCUCCCAGUGGUGUCGCGAUGCCACAACUAUGAGAUCAAGUACAAGUUCACCUACGAGUGCUGCCGGUGCAAAAACACGUGAGUGAGGAUCGGGGCCUGUUCCUGGUGAGGCAUUUGAGCCCCGGUGUGCGUUGGGUGAUUUUAACCCUGAUCCCGGCUCAGCUAUUGCAGCUAGUCCUGAGUGAGACCCUUGUCCUGUUCUAAGAGUCUCUGCAUCUGCUAGUGACUCUAAGAAUCUCCCGCUUUCCAGGGCCCUGAUCCUGUAAGCCCUCAUGGUUUUGUGGGCUAACCCCACAGAAGGUGGUCAGACCCCACCCAUCCUGCCCCUCACUUCAGCUUUUGGAAUGAAGUUUGGAAGAUAUCCAGGUAUAUCGGAUUUUGCAGCCAGUGCCUUGUGAGGGAAGUGGGAGUGUGGGGCUGCCUCCUGGCCCCCAGGAAGAGCCGUCUUCACUCUUGAGCUCUGCCUCCUCAGCCCUUGAGUUCUACAUCAGCUUGGUCUCCGUGGUGAGGAUCAAGGGGAACGAGGGCUCAAGAGCUGAAGGAGAGCCAAGGGGCCCUUCUAGUCCACCCUCCUCAUCCCAGAUGCCCCCCAGGGAAGCCCCCCCGGCAGAAAGUGGAGAGGGGAAAGCUCUUCUCCCUCUCAUAACUCUAGAACCCGUGGACAUCCAAGGACAUGGGAAGAUUCAGGACAGGCAAAAGAAAGUAUUUCUUCACAUGGCACAUAGUUUGUGGAAUUCAUUCCCACAAGAAGUAAUGGCAGCCGCUACCUUGGGUGGCUUCAAAGGAGGACAAGUCGAAUACAUGGAGACUAAAAGCUCUGUUCUCCCUCCCCUGUCGGAGGCAGUAAAUACUCUGUUGGGAAUCACAAGUGGGGAGAUUUGCUGCUGCUGCUGUGCUCAGGUCCUGCUUCUGGAACUGAGGAGAACAGGAUGCGCCCCUUUGGCCAGAUUCCGCAGGCUCAUCUGACAUUCAGUACAAGGUGAACCAAAGCCCAUCCUCACCAGAUGCCUAACUUAAAGACUCUGCCUUAAGUGCCAGGCUAAAGUGCCCAGUGAGGAGGGCAUGGGCACCUCAUAGAAUCAUAGACCUCCCAGGGUGGGAGUCAUUGUAGCAAAAUAAAAGGGGUGCCAGAACCCCAAAAGUCCUCUGCCUCUCUUCUCACUGCCUUCUCCAUUGCUCAUAUAAACCCAAGGCCAGAGCUUGGCCUGGAUGACGGUCUCCCUAAUACUCUGCAGGAGGAGUAACAUCAUUUGGGGAUCAUGCAGGAGGACAGUAGAUAAGCACAUGUCAUGGUGGCUGCGGAAUUUGUCUUCCUGGGAAUCAUCGGGGAGAUUCUUGGCCUCAAGGUUGAAAGCAGCCUGCUGAGGCCUGCUGUCUUGGGCACAGCUGGGUGGCAACUGGUCCAGGGACCAGCUUGAAAUUGGCUCCCUCUUUGGGGCCUCCCUACCCAGAGAAACAACUCAUAGUUCCAGGGGAAUAGUUGGCGUUGCUUUUUCAAGAAGGGCUUCUGUUGACCAACCACUGAAUGUGUCCAGAUUGGCUUAUUGUGUGCCUGCUUUGGGCUCUGAUCUGCAGGAUCUUUUCAUGUGUAUGGGUGGGCUUCCAGUUGGGCAUCGGGAGUGCUGGCCAUGUGGCCUCUUGCUGAAUCCGGCUGCCAGUUAGUGGGUGUUGCUUACGGCCGCCUCCUGCGUCCGCCCGUCUGCUCCUCCCUCAGGCCGCCUCCUGUGUUUUUGCUUUCCAGGAUUGGGCGCCACUCCAAGUCUCUGGACACCCAGCGCUAUGUCUGUGCCCUUUGCAAGGGGCAGUUUGUGCUGUGCCAGCCCACGCGCAAGGAUGGCACACCAGCGAAAGCACCGCUCACGCCGUUUGCAAAGUUUGUGAAAGAAAACUACAGCUCUGCUAAGCACUCGCAGAAGGGGCUGAGCCACGGAGACGUCAUGAAGAAGCUCAGUGCAGAUUUUGCUGCCCAAGUUUCUCUCACCCCACAAGCGACUCUCCCACACUAGCAAAGGCUUGGGCAGCAGCUCCAGAGCCCUUUGCUGUACGUCUGGGAUGCUUUCCUUCCCAAGAAGCAACCAGGUGGUGCUGGGGCCACCUCCCCAGGAACUGCCGGGUCUCUUCUUCCCUUCUUCCCCCACUCCAAAUGUUUUUUACAAUCUUUGCGUGUCUGGUCUCAUUUGCCCAGGCGAUUAAAUCAGUUUGGUAACACAU